Messenger RNA from Aspergillus puulaauensis, 765 nucleotides. RefSeq lists its product as uncharacterized. The record is from RefSeq and is a predicted model, not a curated record. Lineage: Eukaryota; Fungi; Ascomycota; Eurotiomycetes; Eurotiales; Aspergillaceae. The coding region runs from base 1 to 765 and encodes 254 amino acids. The transcript is spliced from 2 exons.
AUGUCUGCUGUGGCACCCAUGGAAGAUGGCCACAAGAAAGUCGAAGCAAUAUCCUCUGGCCUGUGGGAAUCCACCGACUCUUCGACCUUCUUUACCACCAUUGGCCUUGUUCUUGAGCUUGGCGAUGAACUACGAAGGGCUGAAUCAUCGCCUUGCGUUUAUUUGCAGUGGCUGAUGCCGACUACGCUAGAUGCAUUGACACCAGACUUUCCACAACCGGAUGGGCAUCAAAUUUAUGCACGACUACGCUUCCUCUUUUGCAGGAACUACCUGCGGGAUGAUACAAGCAGGUCACCCCAUCUUGCAACACUGAGCAGAAGGAAGGUGAAGCAGAAGGAGCCACAGAAGAAGCCACAGAAGAAGCCACAGAAGAAGCCACAGAAGAAGCCACAGCGGAACGUACAACCAGCCCAGGUCCAUUCUGCAUCGAGAACAACCGGGCUGGUCCCGGGGUUCGACGGAAUCCAGGUGAUGUCCUGGCUGCUGGGCAACCUGCGAGUCAUGGCAAUCGUGCGACCUGGUCAGUUAAAGCAGUCUGUAACGCGCCUUGCCUUGUGGUUCCGGAAACAAACUCCCAACCUCUGGACUGCGUCGUUGUUGUUCCAACGACUCAGUAUUGAUCAUUGCAAGUAUCACCAGGCUGAAGGGCACCCGAAUGUCCUCUCAGCAGGCGCCCGGAAAUGCGUUGUCAACAGACUCCGUUGUUGCCCAUGCACUCCAUCUCAGUAUCAGACUUGGAAUGAGGCGGCUGUUCGAUAUGGAUGA